ACAAAGUAAAACAACAAAACAUCCUAUCUAUUAACAAUAGAAACCGCUUCGAAGAAAACUGUAGGAGGCAAAAACACUCCGUUUUUCAAAAUCCAAGCCUGUCGUUGCUUCAUACACUGUUGAGUUACACAGAUUUAGGGUUUUCAGUUCAUCUUCUCAUGCUGUAGACGCUCAAAAUGAAGAAUCUUGCCAUCCCUUUGCCCACGUCGACGGAUUCGUUCAAGAUUCGGUUUUCUCAUCUUAUUCUUCAACACGUUCCUCAAUCCCAUCGCAGCAUCACUGUAAGCACGUUCUUCUCCCUCCCAUGUUUCCAUUCCAUCGCAACAUCACCUUAUAAAUACCCAUCAAUGGUAUGCUUUCAUCAAUCGGAAUUGGAGUUUGUUGUUGUUGUUGUUCUUCUUCUUCUUCUCUGUUUCUUUAUUGUGUUCUACUUCAAUUUUUAUGUUGUUCUAUUUCAAUUUUAUAUAUGCACACCACCUGUUUGAUAAAAUUUUGUUGUGAUUCUCAUCAACAUUAGAAGCUAUGGUGCAAAAAGGCAGUCCAGACUGUUGAUUUAUUUUAUAGUUACCGAACGCUGAGAGGUAUAAUGUUGUGUUUGAGAGCUUUGAGUGCUUCCCGUGACCUUCUAUGUUUUGUGUUUCCUGGCAGCAAGGAGAUUUCCAGGAAGCUGUUUUUUGGAACUGGUGAAGGUGCCAAGGGUGGAGUCAAAAUUAAGAGUAUUCGCUUUCAAAAUUCAGGCUCAGGUUACAAAAUUUAGGAAGAGUUUAAACACUGUGAACUCUGGCGGUGAAGAGCUCCGAAAAGUGACAAACUAAAGGACAUCAUGAAGAAAAUAUUUGUUUUGUGUAAUACAUUGAAUCAGGGAACACCAAGAGAUGUCAUUGGUUUAAUCUCUGGUAUAUCAAAUGAGAGGGAGUAUAUUCGUGCUGGCAAAGUCAUCAAGAUGGUUGUGCUUGAACUUACAGACAAUAGUGGUAAAUGUGAAUGCGCGUUGUUUGGUGAUCAUGUUGAUGAGUUGCAAAGAUUAAUUGGUAAUUGUCCUUCCGGUCUCCACGUUGUUGCACUACAGUUUGCCAAAGUUAAAAUAUUUAGAGGGAAAGUUUCCAUUCAAGAUGUUAUGAAUACCACAAGGAUUUUUCUUGACCCUGAGAUUAAAGAGACAUCCGAGUUAAGAAAGGGGUUAGCCAUUGCUGGUAUGUCAAACUCCGAAAAAAGUAUUGAGCAAAUUAAUGCUAUGAAUGAGGUUGGAGUGUUUGAUGUCUGCAAAGAGAAUCCAAUUGUUGAACUUUUUGAGUUAGAAGACGUUGGUCAAUCAGCCAAUAAACUUCCAUGGAGAUUGGGUGCUCACCAUUCUUACUCCCCCACUUUCGUUUUUCACCAAAUUUGCAAAUCUAAGGAUAAAGUGUUCCAGAGAAUUAAAAAAAUUGAUGCUCGAGGAAAAGGAAAAUUGAUUAUUCUCUGCAUAUACGCAACAUACCAUACCUUCCACACUGUUGCAAUCUAAGAAAUUUCAAGGAGGUUCCAUUGUUGUAUCAACUCAAUGACAUCAGCUACACAGUAAUUUUAUUUGAUGCGUUUAUUGUUCAUCUGACUUAUUUGCAUCUUAUUCAGCAUAAUUUUGUAUUUAUGUAAUUGUUAAUUUCCUUUUUUAUAUAUUCUAUUUUGGAUUUUUUAAUAACAGUUGUUUCUCUUUUUCUAUAUAUAGAUAAGGUCAUUUACAGUUCACUCCCAAGUAAUUCCAAUGAAUCUUAUAUUUCCAAUGAAUGAUAAAUUUGAAACUUUUUCUCCAUUGUCCUCGCUGAAGUCAAAUAAAUUGGAAUGGCAAAUAAAAGUUAGAGUUAUUAGUUUGACACAUAAUAGAGUUAUUAGUUUGAUAGGAUUGAGUUUUUUUUUUUGUAUGAAAUUAAGGGCAAUGAUUUAGCUGAGUUUGUUGCAUCUCAUGAGGAAAGGUUGGCUUCAGUGCCUUCUGGUUGUGGAUGUGUUGUUCCGCUGAAGCUAAAAAAGAGAAGGUGGAGGGGAAAGAUGAAUCUGAUGAUGCAACUUGCCAAGUCUAUUGAAAUUUUGUUCAAAAGAGUUAUGCACUGUGAUUCAAAUCCGGAGAUUUUGUUCGUUUCAAAACUGAUAGCCACAUAAAAUAAGUGUGAUAAAGGAUAUCACAUGUUAUCUCAAGCCUUUUAAUUAAUUAUUUUUUUGCCACAUGCCUUUUAAUUAUUUAGAGUUUGACUUAUAUGGGAUAUGGUGACA
Molecule: messenger RNA, 2244 nt
Organism: Trifolium pratense (red clover)
Lineage: Eukaryota; Viridiplantae; Streptophyta; Magnoliopsida; Fabales; Fabaceae
Exons: 11
Coding region: 824-1504 (226 amino acids)
Source: RefSeq, a predicted model, not a curated record